GCUGCUCUGUGAAUUUUGACGAUGCUUGCUCUUUUUUUUUUCUGGCCCUCGUUUUACCGGUUCCACUAUAAAUAGGCAGGUGAGUGCUUCUUGUCGUAAUAGUAAGCUCAUCACUUGGCACCAGCUGUGAAAAAAGCUUAAUUAGUCAAUUCUCUCCGUCAGUUGAUUUUGUUUGGCCAACGGAACAUGAGCUUUAAAGGAUUCAACGGGAAGAACCCGAUACUCGUUGGGCCGUGGGGAGGGUUGGGAGGAACCCUUUGGGACGACGGCGUGCACUCCACGGUGAGGCAGGUCGUGAUUACUCAUGGUGCAGCCAUUGAUUCCAUCAAGAUCGAGUAUGACCUGAAAGGAAAGUCAGUCUGGUCAGAGAAGCAUGGAGGUGAUGGAGGCACCAAAACUGAUCAGGUGAAACUCGACUACCCUCAAGAAAUCCUCACCUCUGUCAGUGGCUACUACGGAUCAUUGGGAGGCUGCAUCGUCGUAAGAUCACUAACAUUCAGGAGCAACCUCUCCAAGUACGGGCCUUUCGGCUCCGAGGAAGGGACGCCCUUCUCGCUCCCAGUGGCGGUCACCGGUAAGGUCAUCGGCUUCCAUGGCAAAUCCGGGUGGUUUCUCGACUCAAUCGGCUGCCAUUUCAAGAAGGAGAAGAACGCCACUCCGUCGUCCAAUGCUCCUUCAGCUCUCAGGAGCAUCACGAGACCUCAUGACAAGAAUGGCAACAGGUACGCAGAUAGCAAUGCUGGGUAUGACAUGGUUCUUGCCGUCAGAGACAGAGGUGACAGCUACAGUGUCCUGACUAGCAACAAUCCCAAGGAACAGUAUCCUAACCAAUCACAGGAUGCUACUCUCUGGAACAAGAUGGUGUCACUGCCUAGUUUCUACUCGGAUAAUGGGACCAUGACAAUAAGCACUCCGGUGAGAUUUGGUCCCUGGGGUGGAAAUGGCGGCACCAUAUUCGACGACGGUAUAUACACUGGUGUUCGACAGAUCAAUUUAAAGCGAGGAUUGGGUAUAUCGACGAUGAAGGUCCUCUAUGAUCGAAAUGGGCAGGCUAUAUGGGGUGAUAAGCGUGGAUCCAGUGGGGCAGCAAGGGCUGAGAAGGUAGUAUUCGAUUUUCCAUCAGAGAUCUUAACUCACAUAACUGGUUACUUCAGUUCGACGAUGAUCAUGGGAUCAACGGUGAUCAAGUCUCUGACAUUCCACACGACGAAGAAGAGCCAUGGUCCUUUCGGGGAUGAGACUGGCACGUUCUUCUCCAGCUGCCUGACCGAAGGUAGGAUAGUAGGAUUCCAUGGCAGGGAUGGGUGGUACAUCGACAGCAUUGGAGUCCAUGUCCUUGAAGGCAAGGUGUUGUCACAGAGAGCUGACAGAGCAUUGACCGAAACGAGCCCGUCUCGGCACGCCGAUAUGCUUGCAGUAGCACAGAGGGAAAUAGGAGAUGAGGUUACAUAUGGUGUGGUGAAAGAACCAAUACCAGUAGGGCCAGGGCCUUGGGGUGGCGAGGGAGGCAAGCCAUGGGACGAUGGUGUCUACACAGGAGUGAAGCAAAUCUACAUCAUGAGAGCCGAUUUCAUCGGUUCUGUGCAGAUUGAGUACGACAGGAGUGGCCAAUCCAUCUGGUCCACAAGGCACGGCAACGGUGGCCAGAUAACACACAGAAUCAAGCUGGACUACCCACACGAGGUCCUGAACUGCAUAUACGGCUACUACAACACCUGCCAGGAUGAAGGGCCCAGAGUGCUGAGGUCGAUCACUCUCGUCAGCAACCGGGGGAAGUACGGGCCGUUCGGCGAGGAGGUCGGGACCUACUUCAGCUCGGCGACGACGGAAGGGAAGGUGGUCGGGUUCCAUGGCCGGAGCGGCCUGUACCUGGACGCCAUUGGCGUGCACAUGCAGCACUGGCUGGGUGACAGGAACAGAACUGCAGCUCCCAGCUCUAAUAAGUACUACAUCUCCAAGUACCUGUUUUGAUUGAGCUCUGCAGAAUUGUGUUCUUAACUUUGUGUUUGAAGCAUAUGCUUUUGAUGUGAAGUCCAAAGUCCAAACACUUUCAGAUUUGAAGAGUGGCGUGUGAUUUAUUGUGUGAACUUAAAAUUAUUAUCCGUGUGCAUUUCCUAGAUUCAGAGGCCUGGAAUGAUUUGAUCAUCUUCCAUAUGAAACAAAAAACAUCAGAAUGUAUGUGAUUUAUUUGUCCGGUUUGGAGAUUUGA
Molecule: messenger RNA, 2209 nt
Organism: Oryza sativa Japonica Group (Japanese rice)
Lineage: Eukaryota; Viridiplantae; Streptophyta; Magnoliopsida; Poales; Poaceae
Product: jacalin-related lectin 3
Molecular function (GO): carbohydrate binding
Source: RefSeq, a predicted model, not a curated record